UCCGUUAUGGCGCUGGCAUUGUCACAUCUGUUUCCUUUAGCACUGUGCGUCAGGCGCGGUGUGGUGUGUUCACGGUGUGUUGAGUAGUUUCGAUCGGAUUUAAAACAUAAUAAUGUUCUCGUCCCUAGUAGAUAUGGCGCGGAACUCGCCAUUCCGCGGCCCGAUGACACCCGCCCAGUGUCAGUCGACAAACCUCACACCGGCCAUUGAACAGCCCAGCGGUAUGGCGGCCGCUGCCGUGGUUCAGGGCGACUCCUGCGAGUUCGCCUCCCCCAAGUACUUCGCUCUUUGCGGUCUUGGAGGAAUCCUGUCUUGCGGUAUCACUCACACAGCUGUUGUACCCCUGGAUUUGGUGAAGUGCCGUCUCCAGGUCGACCCUGACAAGUACAAGAACGUAGUCAAUGGAUUCAAGGUCUCAGUGGCUGAGGAGGGUGUCAGAGGUCUCGCCAAGGGAUGGGCACCCACCUUCAUUGGUUACUCGCUCCAGGGUCUUUGCAAAUUCGGUCUAUAUGAGGUCUUCAAGGUCACAUACAGUGGUCUUUUGGAUGAGGAGACGGCGUACACCUAUCGUACUGGAGUCUACCUAGCGGCUUCGGCUACAGCGGAAUUCUUCGCUGACAUUGCUCUGUCACCUCUAGAGGCUGCCAAGGUGAGAAUCCAGACUAUGCCUGGCUUUGCCACCACCCUCCGUGAAGCCUGGCCGAAGAUGGUCCAGAAUGAAGGUUACGGCACAUUCUACAAGGGUCUGGCGCCUCUAUGGGGCAGACAGAUUCCUUACACCAUGAUGAAGUUCGCCUGCUUCGAGAAGACCUUGGAAUUGUUGUACAAGUACGUCGUUCCCAAGCCCCGUGAGCAGUGCACGAAGGGCGAGCAGUUGGUGGUUACCUUUGCCGCUGGUUACAUCGCUGGUGUGUUCUGCGCCAUCGUCUCCCACCCUGCUGACACCGUCGUAUCUAAGCUGAACCAGGACAAGACCGCGACCGUCGGCGGAAUUAUGGGCAAACUCGGAUGGGGUGGAGUAUGGAAGGGUCUCGGCCCCAGGAUUGUGAUGAUCGGUACCCUCACUGCGCUGCAAUGGUUCAUCUAUGAUGCCGUCAAGGUAUGGCUCCGUAUGCCCCGCCCACCACCAGCGGAAAUGCCCGAAUCCAUGCGCAAGCGACUUGAGGCCGAAGAAGCGGCGAAAUCCAAGUGAACACACUAGUUUUAAGUAGUAUAUUUACAUUGCGCGCCUUACUCACACACAGACAGCUAUUUAAGACCUUAUUUAUAUAGAAAGAAAACACAAUUUCCCUUAGUAAAUAGCUAGACAGAUCUCGCAAGAGGUUCCUAUUAAAAAAAUUGUUGGGAUCAUAGAGGAAUGUGUUUUUUCGAUGAUUACAAUGAAUGUUUGGUACAAGGGAAAUUGGCUAUGUGACAUCCGUACAGGCGGAUUGUUAGUUCCAAAUAAUUUUAAGCCUAAUUAUGGCUUUAGGAAGCUGUGUUCUUAAUGAUAUUACUUGAUAUUACAGUUUUUGGCGCGCGGUGUUAGUUCCAAACACCGCCACAGCAGUAUGUUAUUAUAUUUAAUAAUAUGUAGUGACAUAAAGAUUACCAACUUACAUACAGUAUAAUAUAUAAGUAAAUGAUGAUCAUGUUAAAUUAUUUUUUUUUGGAAAAUAAAAUAUUUUUAUUUUAAUCCUUA
Spodoptera exigua (beet armyworm) is the source of this 1681-nucleotide messenger RNA. The record is from the annotation of a GenBank genome assembly. NCBI's taxonomy places the organism in Eukaryota, Metazoa, Arthropoda, Insecta, Lepidoptera, Noctuidae.